Fusarium keratoplasticum is the source of this 1326-nucleotide messenger RNA. RefSeq lists its product as uncharacterized. The transcript has 2 exons. The record is from RefSeq and is a predicted model, not a curated record. Gene Ontology annotation, cellular component: membrane. NCBI's taxonomy places the organism in Eukaryota, Fungi, Ascomycota, Sordariomycetes, Hypocreales, Nectriaceae. Gene Ontology annotation, biological process: transmembrane transport. Gene Ontology annotation, molecular function: transmembrane transporter activity. Bases 1 to 1326 code for a protein of 441 amino acids.
AUGGCUAUCAGGUGGUUUGCAGCCACAGAUUCACCGAAAGAGAGGAAGUUGAUUGUCAAACUCGAUCUUCUCAUCGUACCUUAUGUAUUCCUCGCGUAUUGGGUCAAGUAUAUCGACCAGUCCAACAUCAAUAAUGCGUACGUUUCGGGCAUGAAGGAAGACCUGAACCUCAACGGCAAUGAACUCGUCCAGUUUCAGACCAUGUAUACCGUUGGAGCUGUCGUUGGUCAACUUCCCUUCAUGUUCCUGCUCACCCACGUUCCUCUCCAAUGGCUGAUCCCGGCCGUCGACGUCCUCUGGGGCCUCUUCACCCUCCUUCAAUUUCGCGCAACAAGCGCUGGCGAAGUCAUGGGGUACCGUUUUCUCGUUGGCUUCUUUGAGGCCGCGUUCUAUCCAUCGAUUCAAUUCAUGUUCGGAUGCUGGUAUCGAAAGGAUGAGAUCUCUCGUCGUGCUGGCAUCUUCUACAACGGCACCACUUUGGGUGUGCUGACUGCUGGUUUGAUCCAAGCUGGAACAUCGGCACGUCUCCAUGAUGUGCAUGGAUUGGCUGGCUGGCGGUGGAUGUACAUCAUCUGCGCCGUCAUCACCAUCCCGAUCGGCAUUCUUGGUGUCUUUGUUAUCCCUGGCACCCCAGCUAUGCCGAACCGGAUAGUUUUGAGCCAAGCCGAUGUCGAUCUCUCGACCUCACGGCUAGAGGCUGCUGGGCACACAACAUCCGAGAAGUUCCAGUGGAAAUCAGUGCGACAGGUGGUCAGAAACCCACUCUUCUGGGCACUCCUGGUCAUCUUGACCUUGUUCUGGAACUCAGGGGGAGCGCAAGCUAGCGGAGCCUAUCUCUUGUGGCUCAGAAGCCUUGACCGCUACUCAAUUCCCAGGAUCAAUGAGCUGGGAACGUUACAGCCCGUCUGCGGCAUCUUCUUUGUUCUGGCGACUGCGUUCGCCUCUGAUCUACUGGUUGGACCUGUUUGGGCCCUGACAGGCGGCCACAUCUUCAACAUCGUCGGCCUAGCUAUUCUGGUUGUCUGGGACGUGCCAGAGGGAGCCAAAUGGUUCGCUUUCAUGACCAACUUUGCUGCCGCGUCAACCUCCACCGUCGUCUUUAGUUGGGUCAACCAUGUUAUGAGACAUUCUCCUGCUCAGCGGUCCAUCACGCUCAUCAUCGGAGCUGCUUGGGCACAAUCAUCCACGGCCUGGGUCGGACUCCUCACUUACCCGACUGUGGAAGCUCCAAGGUACACCAAAGGCUUUUCCUUUGGCAUCGGCAUGUCGGUCGCCCUGAUUCUCCUUUCGCAUCCGCUCAGUUGGUGGAUGGAUUCACGGGAGUAA